Molecule: messenger RNA, 5361 nt
Organism: Brassica rapa (field mustard)
Lineage: Eukaryota; Viridiplantae; Streptophyta; Magnoliopsida; Brassicales; Brassicaceae
Product: AP2/ERF and B3 domain-containing transcription factor ARF14
Biological process (GO): regulation of DNA-templated transcription
Molecular function (GO): DNA binding; DNA-binding transcription factor activity
Source: RefSeq, a predicted model, not a curated record
AUGAUUUAUAUGUGUUUUAAAACUACUGCGAACGUCAAAAUGAAUUAAAUAACAUAUUGUAUGGACACAUAAAUACGAAAAACCCUGAUAUUUUGUGAUAUGUAUGCACGUUUUGUUUAAGAUGUAAGAUCAAUGUUGACAAAAAAAGAUGUUAGAUCAACUAAUUUGAAUCAAAAGAUACUAACAAAAUUUGAAACUCAUGUAUUUGUGUUUUUGUGAACGAAAAUCAAAGUAUUUGUGAACCGUAAAAGUGAUACUGUACUGAAAGUAUUCUGACAGUUUUUAAUAGGCCUGAGAUUUUAAACAGAUCCGAAUUUUCCAAACCAAACAGAACCUGAAUUUGGGGAGUUCGGUUUGAUGUCGGUUAAUAAUGUAAAAUCGAACAGCAAAAUAAUGUUUUGGUUAAUUCGGUUUGGUUUAGCCGACUAAACCAAAUCUUUUUCUUCUUCAUUACGAAACGCCGAUGUCUGGUUCUUCUUCUUCACUAACUCGUCUCAUCAAGAUCUUCUUCUUCAUCACCUCAUCACGAUCUUCUUCUCCACAACCUCAUCUUCUCUUGUUCUUCAUUACAUCAUCUUCUCUUGUGCUACACAACCUCAUCUCUUUCUCCACAGAAUCUUCCGCUUUGUCUUUCUGUAUGGAUUUGUCUUCUUCCAUGAGUGAAUUAACAAGUCUAGUUCUUCAUAUUUUUCUUUUCUUCUCUGAUUAGUUUGAUAAAGUGAGAUUCAUUUUCCACUUCCAUGAGUGAAUUAACGACUUUGGCAACAAAAAGUAUACCGAAGUAAUCACUCCCGAACCGUUGAUUCCAUCGGUUCAAUUAGGUAGUUCUUUUCAAUCCUAAAUAUUCGGAGAACGGUAUUAGACCAUCUCCAAUGGUACACUAAAAUUUACUCUAUAUUUCACUCUAAAAUAGAGUAACUCUAUUAUAGAGUUGGAUUUGAUCCAAUGGUUCACUUUAUAAUAGAGUUACUCUAUAAUAGAGUGGAAUAUAAAGUAAUCUUGUUUUUUUACUCCAAAUAUAGAGUGAAAAAUAAGAUUACUCUAAAUUUCACUAUAUUAUAGAGUAACUCUAUUAUAGAGUGAACCAUUGGAGAAAAUUUAACUCGAUAAUAGAGUUAUUCUAUUUUAAAGUGAAAUAUAGAGAAAAUUAUAAUGUUUCAUUGGAGAUGCCCUUAACCGAACUGAAAUACGUACCCAUAAUAUCCAAAUCCAUAGACUUUUAGUUUUUAAGUUCUUUAUAGCUUCCAAAUUUCAAUAAACCUUGAAAAAAUGGACACUAUAUACGGCCAGAAUUUCAGAUAAAAAUUGCAAUUCUUGAUAAAUUCUUGUUUGACUCUAGCUUCCAAUAUAUAUACAGAGCCGUGCUUGAUGUGCAUUCAAAAAGGCAUUUCCUAUGUUCGAAUCCCUUUGUGUAUAUACUCUUAGAAUAUAAGCUUUUGUAGAAAGAAAAAAAGAAUCACAAACCAAUAAAGAAAUUGUAAUGGCACCCACUAACUAAUAUAUGGUCGUAUAUAUGGUCGUAUAUCUGUUUGUGCAUAAUAUUCUAUAGCCAGUUUAAAAUUUUAUGCAAGUAUAAAUAUAUAAUCAUCAAAGCAUACUAUUCCUCUGUUUAUUUGGUGUGUUUUACAUUUGCUUUAGUUUACUUCUAGCAAAUUACUGACAUAACAUAAAUCAAAAAUAAAUCCUCAGAUAUAACAUAAAUAUAAAAAAAAAAACAAAUACUAAUAAUAGCAAUGACAUUGUACUAAACAACUACAAAAUAUAUUUUUAGUGACUAAAAUUAUCUCAAAGUUAAAAACUUUAUUUUUCACAGUAUUAAAUACUCUGACAUAAAAAAAAAAGAAUUCUGGUAAUUGAAAACUCAAUCUCUUUCUCUUAACAUAAUCACACUUACAACCAAUUGAACACAGAAAAAAAAUUACAUAAAAUUAUAUAUUUUAUAAAAACCGAUACUAAGCGCAGAUCUGCCCUAGUAUAUCAUAAAUAUAUUUACCUUGUUCGUUUUAAAUGACAGAUAUACAUAGUCACAAGCAGAGCCUCAAUUCGUUUACUUUAAUAUCGCAUUCAACAUUCUGCAAAAGUUGUUAUACUACGAUCAGGAACGAUCCUGCCUAUACACACAUGCUUCCCAUUGUAGUAGAAGAAAAUAAAACGGAAUAAAGAUGCUUGAGAAUAUACGAAGAAUGGAAUAAAGAUAAGGCAUAUUAUCACAAGAGCAUCGACCAUAUUAUUUGUAUACAUGGAGGAUUCAUGCUUGCAAACGAUUCCCCGUGGGAAAAAAAAUCAGGUAGAUUUGUCACAAGAAAAAAUAAUUCUCAGUGAGAAAGGAAUAACCUUAACAAUAAUUUCGUUAUUGAAUCUAUUGCUUAUGAUUAUAAUAAUUGGGUUCUUUAGAACACCAUGCUUGUAAAUGAGCCUAUCAAAAGCUCAGGGGGAAUGAACUUCAAAUAUUAUUCAGUUUUUCAUGUAAAUCAUUUUUUAUCCACCCUGCCCCACUUCCCCAUGCAGUGCAGAACAAAUUACUAUAACUUUUCUGGUUAUGAACAUAAUAAAUUAACACUAACAACAUAUCCCCUUGAUGAAAUAACUAUCAAACAUUUAUGAGAGAAAGGACAAAGUAAGAGAGAGAAAGUAGAGAGAAAGUAGAUCUAGGUUUCCGGCGAGCGGCCGGCGCGUAUGCGCACAUGCCGUUGUCGGAGACCCUCGUAUGGCCGUCUGUUCUUUUGUGUCCAUGUCUUUCCGUUGUCCUCUCCCGGCUUGCCUUGCCUGAGCUCUGGUUGUAUCAACGUCCGGUUGGCGCUAACUCGUUGAGUGAAACGACAUCAACGGUGUUUGGGAUACCGGUGUGAAGGCGCAGUCGUGUGGAGGCGGAAGUUAUUUACCGGGGGAUGGAGGCUACCAAAGCCCCGUCGUCGGCUCAUGUCUCCGGGGGGUGGUUUGGCUUCUUCAGCAACGCUUCGUCGGUCUUGUCUCCGGGGGGUACAGGCUUCCAUAGCCGUGCGUCGUCGGAUCUAGUGGAGUUAAGUGGUGGUCCGCCCAAGGUUCGGGUCGGGAUUAGGGGUUUGUGUGUGGUUACUUGCGGCUCUCUUAAGACGGAGGAGAUCUCAAAGAAGAUCGAUGAUGCUCUCCGCAUAGAGGUAAGAAGGUUUGAAGAAAAGUGGUUUCGGUGGUGGCUCUAUGGUUCGAGCGUCGGCGAAACGAUGGUGACGACGCUCAAGAGAAGAAGAGCGGUGGUUCUCGGCUCGCCUGUCUAGGGUUUGAUGCGAUUCAAAGUCGGAGGAGACCUCUUUGGAUAGAUGGAACUCCCCGGCGUGAAGAUGGAGCGGUGAAGAACGGUUAGGGUUUCGUCGGAGGCUUGUCAGUAUUUGAGCUCUGGCGAAACGAGGGGUGUCGGUGAAAAGUUCCGGCGGGUUUGCGAAUCGGUUGCGAUCAAGUCGAGGCGGACGACGCGUGUCACACUGAUGCUCCAGAUCUCUACACGUGUGUCGAUCCCCAGCCUCUUUGACUCGCGUAUCGGGCAAGCUGCCCGGUCUCCUUCGUUUGGGCCGUAGACCAUUUUCCCUGUUAUUUGGGCCUCAGCCGUAAAAACUUGUAACCCAUGUAGUCAUUGGGCUUUUUGUUUAGGUUCCUGUGUACUGUGGAUUUAUGCCGACUGGGUUUGGCCCUUUUGAUUAAUAAUAUAACAAUUUGAGGGGAAAAAAAUAACUAUCAAACAAACUGUGGUGAUAGUUGGUAUGUCAAAUGAAAUGGAAUGCAGAAUAAAAGAUGUACUGUAUUCUUUAUUAAAAAUAAUGAAAAAUAUUCUGAUUGCAUGAAUCUUCUUGUGAAUUUAAGUUGACCCACAGCAUACACACACAAAACCCAUACACACGCCCAUAUGUAUACUUUAUCACCUUAAAACAUACUGCCAUUCUACAAAUAAUAAAAGGAAAUAAAAUUUAAAAUUUAAAACAUUAAAUAUAUACAUGCACUUGAUGUUUUCUUAUUUCCUUCUUGUCUCUCUAUAUAUACACGCUAUUGUCACACACGUUCACACAUACAUUUCAUACAACAUUACCAAAUCUCUCUCUCUCUCUCUCUCUUCAUUCUCAAAUUUCACAACUUUCUUGUGAUUUCUCUAAUAUGGAAGCUGUGAGUAGUGUUGAUGAGAGCUCAACAAGUACUGUAUCCAUCCACACUUCGGCCAAGAUUAUACCGCCGCCGACGACGGCGAAGUUGUCAUCUCCGGCGAGUUUAUACAGAAUGGGAAGCGGGUCAAGCGUGGUUCUUGAUUCCGAAAACGGCGUCGAAGCAGAAUCAAGAAAGCUCCCGUCGUCAAAGUUCAAAGGCGUCGUCCCUCAGCCAAACGGAAGGUGGGGAGCUCAGAUAUACGAGAAGCACAAGCGCGUGUGGCUCGGGACAUUCAACGAAGAAGAAGAAGCGGCGCGUGUCUACGACGUCGCCGCUCACCGUUUCCGCGGCCCUGACGCCGUCACUAACUUCAAACUAGACGCGACGUUCCGUAACGGUGACGGAGAGGAAGUAGAGUUCUUAAACGCACAUUCGAAAUAUGAGAUCGUUGAUAUGUUGAGGAAACACACUUACAAAGAAGAGUUAGAGCAGAGGAAACGCAAACGUAACGGUGGUAACGGAGACACGAAAGAGACGGCGUUUGCUAACGUUACGGUUGUGACGGGGUUUAAAACGGCGGAGUGUCUGUUUGAGAAAACGGUAACGCCGAGUGACGUCGGGAAGCUAAACCGUUUAGUGAUACCGAAACACCAAGCGGAGAAACAUUUUCCGUUACCGUUAACCGGCGACGACUCCGUGAGAGGGACGCUGUUAAAUUUCGAAGACGUUAACGGGAAAGUGUGGAGGUUCCGUUACUCGUACUGGAACAGUAGUCAAAGCUACGUGUUGACUAGAGGUUGGAGCAGGUUCGUUAAAGAAAAGAGACUCUGUGCCGGUGAUUUGAUCAGUUUUAAAAGAUCUAACGGUCAGGAUCAAGAGUUGUAUAUUGGGUGGAAGUCAAAGGCUGGGUUGGAACAGGAUACGGGCCGGGUUGUAGUGAGAUUGUUCGGCGUUGACAUUGCUUCGAUUAAGUCUCGAAAAACGAUGUCGUAGUGAAGGAAGAAACGGAGAUGUCGUUGAGUAAUAAGAAGCAACGCCUUGUAACUACAAUUUAACAACUCUCGUUCUUUGUUUUUUUCCUUGUAAUUUCUUGGAAACAAAUUAAAUUUCGUGGAAACAAAUUAAAUUGUCUCUGUUAAAUUCUUCCGAGUCAAGUGAGUGGUGAACAUUGUAAGUUUCUUUUUUCCUUUUUUCUCCCAAAUUUAUAUGCAAUUUGAUGUGUUUCAAGGAUUCAAGAACUUAAAACACACA